AUGGCCCCACUCCUACCCUCUACCCUAACCUCACCCCACUACCCCACAUCUAUGAAGCUGGAACGUGAAAACCUUUCCCUCUUUCUCUCUUCUUCUUUCAUCUCUGCAGAACCACCGGGAAGGUCAUCUUUUUCCGGCGAGAGUAACGUAAUUUCACCGGUGGUUGAUGUGGGGAUUCCAAAUGUGGUUGAAGUUUCAGCGUUGGUAGAAUUUCAGAAGUCGCCACCACUUUAGGUACGAGGAUGGAGAAAGACAGGUCGACCUAAGCACUUGAAUCAAUCAUUUACGGAGUUGAAAACUGUUAGAUGCAUCAUCCAUGGUCCUGAAUUGGAGGAAAUUUACAACAUCACAGAGAUGUCAAAAUCAUUUUUUCUAGAUAAAACUUUGAAGUUCACAUCAAGUAUGGUUGGGAAGAUGAUGAAACUUGCUAGAAGACCUAUAUCCAGAAAUACAAAAAUAAAGUUUAUUCAGGUAACUGGAUGUGCCCUUGCUUGUUAUUGGUGCUUCUAUCCUCCCGGCUUCAACAAUAACCCACAACUCAUGCUUCCGCUGAUGGUUGUCUUCCAUAUUUUUAUCACCAUUCUGUUAAUCAUGUUCAUUAUUCUGCGUGUGGACCGGUUAUUUGAUGAAUCCGAGCAAUCUUCAGCCACUCAAGAAGAAGACAAUGAAUCCGAUCAAUAUUCAGCUAGUCAAGAACACGACUAGAUUUAUUGAUGGAUCACUAACAAAAUUGGGUGAUUUAAUUUUGUGGUUAUAUGCAACUCGCAGGUGUGCAACCACAACAAGGUUUAUUUCUUGGAUUCUCACUCAUGUUUUCAGAAAUAGCGUACGAAAUCUAGCGAUCCAAGAAUUGGAAAAUUCGCCAUGGUAGGGGGUAUUUGACAGAAAAUCACGAUUUAGUUCGCAUAUAUUUAUGUCGAAUAGUUAGGCUCAAAACUCCAAGUUCUAGUCCUUGUCUUUAGGAAGUAAUUCCGUUAGUUUUAAGAUUUUAUGUAUUGAUUUAUUUUUUAUUUGUGGUUGGUUUAUUGGAAUUAUUAUGGGUCCAUGUUCCCGUGUUAUUGCUUUGCUUUUAUCUCUUUGUCACACCUUUAUCAGGAUAAUAAACCAAAUAUCUUUGUGCCACUCCUUUAUAGAAUGGAAAAUUCACUUUUCAGCUUAA
Lactuca saligna is the source of this 1159-nucleotide messenger RNA. The record is from the annotation of a GenBank genome assembly. NCBI's taxonomy places the organism in Eukaryota, Viridiplantae, Streptophyta, Magnoliopsida, Asterales, Asteraceae.